GAGGAGGAGUAAAAGGCAGGGCAAAAACAUGUCACAGAGCUUUUAAGGACAGCCUGGAACCGACAUUUCAGCGCACACAGGCUGAGCACACACACGGCACGAAAAAUGGCAGUUUUAAUUGGCAGUUACAGCACAACUUUACUCGGGGUUAGCGUCUUUGUUGGUAUUCUUACCUACUUAACCUACAAGCUGCUGAGCGAUUACCUGCACAAAUGGUUUGAGAUGAAGCCGAUCCCUGAGCUGGGAACCACUUACCCCUUCAUCGGGAAUGCUCUGCAGUUCAAAAACAAUGGGGGCGACUUCUUUCGUCAAAUUCAGGAUUUUACCUGGGAGUUCCGAGAUAAGCCGCUGUUUAAACUCUGGGUCGGGCCGGUCCCCUUUGUGGUUCUGUAUCAUGCUGAGACGGUUGAGCCGGUUCUGGCUAACAGCAUUCACAUGGAGAAAGCUUUUGCAUACAAGUUUCUGCAUCCGUGGCUGGGAACUGGUCUGCUUACUAGCACUGGGACCAAGUGGCGUCAGCGGAGGAAGAUGCUGACGCCCACCUUUCACUUCUCCAUCCUGGAGGACUUCUUGGAAGUGAUGAACGAGCAGGCCGAGAUUCUGGUGGAGAAGUUGGAAAACCAUGCAGGGAAGGGUCCAUUCAACUGCUUCAGUCUCAUCACCCUCUGUGCUCUCGACAUUAUCUGCGAAACUGCAAUGGGAAAGAAAAUUUAUGCACAGAGUAACUCUGAUUCGGAGUAUGUUAGGAGCGUGUACAGAAUGAGCGACAUUGUCAGUCGCAGACAGCGGUCACCUUGGUUAUGGCCUGACUUCAUUUACACUUACUUUAGUGAAGGCCGCGACCACGACAAAACACUCGAGGUCCUCCACUCCUUUACAUACAAAGUGAUCCAUGAAAGAGCUGAGAACACGUCCUGCAACGAGUCAGACAGCGAAAACGACCAAGGCAAGAGGAAACGACGGGCAUUUCUGGACAUGCUCCUGAGCACCACCUAUGAAGACGGCAGCAAGAUGAGCCAUGAGGACAUCCAGGAGGAAGUGGACACCUUUAUGUUUCGGGGCCAUGAUACUACAGCCGCCGCUAUGAAUUGGGCUCUCCACCUGCUCGGCUCGCACCCUGAGGUGCACAAGAAAGUUCAACAAGAGCUACAGGAGGUGUUCGGUACAUCUUCCCGGCCCACCAGCACUGACGACCUGAAGAAGCUCAAGUACCUGGAGUGUGUGAUCAAGGAAGCUCUGAGGCUGUUUCCCUCUGUGCCUUUCUUUGCUCGUAGCCUCGGUGAAGACUGCUAUAUCAACGGUUUCAAGGUUCCUAAAGGUGCAAACGCGAUCAUAAUCACCUACUCUCUUCACCGCGAUCCACGGUACUUCCCCGAGCCCGAAGAGUUCAGGCCUGAGCGUUUUCUGCCGGAGAAUUCGGUGGGAAGGCCUGCCUAUGCAUACGUCCCCUUCUCAGCUGGACUCCGCAACUGUAUAGGCCAGCGUUUUGCACUCAUGGAAGAAAAAGUGGUGCUGGCGACUAUUUUGCGGAACUUCACAGUUGAAGCCUGUCAGAAACGCGAAGACCUCCGCCCGGUUGGAGAGCUCAUCCUACGACCAGAGAAGGGCAUCGUGAUCAAAUUAGAAAAGAAGACGCUUCAAACGUCAUCAAACUAACACCUGAUGCAGCAUCCUGGGGAAUUUCUCUGCAUGGUUUUUAUCUAAUGACACAUAACAAAGUGACAUUUUUAAAAAAUAUUUUAGUAAUUUUAGGAAAUUCCUAUUUUCAUAAUGAUAAAUAUUCAUAAAUACAGAUGACAAAGGAAUCCUGAAAUGCUGUUUGCUGUGUUGUGUGUAGACACAGCACUGGUCCAUCUUUGAGCUGAAUGAUUCACAGGUCAGUGUGAGGAGGCUUAAAAAAUCCUUGAAAGCAAAAUAUAAAGAAAGAGUUUUCCAAACUACUAUUUCUAUAAGAUUUAAAGUAUAGAUUUACACCAUAUUGUGAGUUACAUUAAUAAAAAUGAACCGACAAUUUCAAAA
Messenger RNA from Neolamprologus brichardi, 2019 nucleotides. RefSeq names its product cytochrome P450, family 4, subfamily V, member 2a (gene cyp4v2a). The record is from RefSeq and is a predicted model, not a curated record. NCBI's taxonomy places the organism in Eukaryota, Metazoa, Chordata, Actinopteri, Cichliformes, Cichlidae. Gene Ontology annotation, molecular function: iron ion binding; heme binding; oxidoreductase activity, acting on paired donors, with incorporation or reduction of molecular oxygen.